Molecule: messenger RNA, 1582 nt
Organism: Pogona vitticeps (central bearded dragon)
Lineage: Eukaryota; Metazoa; Chordata; Lepidosauria; Squamata; Agamidae
Source: RefSeq, a predicted model, not a curated record
UCCACAGCUUUGAUUUGGGCACUUUCUGCCCCAGACCAACAUGGGCAGCUGCUCCCCGCGGCAGCACCUGCUCCUUUUGCUGCUGCUGCUGAUGUUGCUGCAGCUGGCGGCGGCUGUGGGCACCCAGGAGGGCGCAGGCCUGGCCGAGAAGCUGGCCCCGGAGGCAUCCGCUGAGCGUCCCCCAGAGGAAGAGGAAGAGGAAGAGGAAGGCGUCCUGGUCCUCAAGGAGGAGAGCUUUGCCCGAGCCCUGCAGAAGUAUCAGCUGCUCCUGGUGGCGUUCUGUGCUCCCUGGAGCGAACUCUGCCAAGCGCUAGCCCCUGAAUUUGCCAAAGCUGCAGCGGUGCUGCAGGAUGAGGCCCCGAGGCUGAGGCUGGCCAAAGUGGAUGCCACGGAGGAGCGGGCCCUGAAGGCAGAGUUUCGGGUGGCUGGGUACCCAACCCUCAAGCUGUUCCGAGGCGGGAACCGCAACCAGCCCACAGACUACAGAGGCGAGAGGGAGGCCGAGGAGAUGGUGCAGUGGCUGAGGCAGAAGGCCGGGCCCAGCGCCAUCCUGCUGGAGGACGCCGACGCCGCCGCUGCCUUCCUGGAUGCCCACCCAGUGGCUGCCAUUGGAUUCUUCCGCGACCGGCUGGAGGAGAACGUGGGCCUCUUCUACAAGGUGGCCGACCUUGACCCGCUCGGCAACGGGGCCAUGGCCCUCACGGACCGCCAGGAGCUCUUCGAGAAAUAUGGCGUCGUCGCUGGGGAGGUGGUCUCCCUCUUCCGGAAGCAUGGCGAUGAGCCCCGAGCAGACUUCCAGGUUGAUGAGGAGCUGGGUCUGGAUGAGGCCGAGCUGGCCCACUUCCUGGCCGUGCAGAGUCUGGAGCUGGUGAUGGAGUUCACGAGUGAGAACUCCUCCAGGAUAUUUGGGGCCAAAGUCCCCAACCACCUCCUGCUCUUCCUCAACAAGACGGUGGCCUCCCAGCUGGAGCUCCUGAGCGGUUUCCGAGGCGCCGCGGCCGCCUUCCGGGGCCAGGUGCUGUUUGUGCUGGCCGACGUCAGUGGGGAGGGGGCCAGCCUGCUGCAGUUCUUUGGCCUCCAGCCCGACGAGGUGCCUGCCAUCCGCUUCAUCCACAUCGAGACCAACACGAAGUAUCGCUUGGCCACCGAGGGACUGACCGGGCUGUCCAUCCGUGCCUUCUGCCAGGCUGUGCUGGAGGGUAGAGUUGAGCCUCACCUGAUGAGCAGAGAGGUCCCUGAGGACUGGGAUCGGCGGCCAGUGAAAACCCUGGUGGGCAAGAACUUUGAGCAGGUGGCCUUUGAGGAGAGCAAAAACGUCUUUGUGAAGUUCUAUGCCCCCUGGUGCCCCCACUCCAAGGCCAUGGCCGCUGUCUGGGAAGAGCUGGGGGAGAAAUACCAAGAUCACAAGGACAUCAUCAUUGCCGAGAUGGAUGCGACUGCCAAUGAGGUGGCUGAGAUCACAAUCCGGGCGUACCCCACUCUGUACUACUUCCCUGUGGGGCAGGGAAGGAAGGGCCCCAAGACAACCUCCGAGGAGCCAGAGAACCAGACAAGCCCUCCCGACCUCCGAGAGGAGCUAUGA